AUGGAGAAGAAAAGAUUAUCAGAUGAAGUGGAAUCAUUUAAGCAGCAAUUAAAUGAGGAUAUGUUCAGAAAAGAAACAGAAAUGAGACAAAGGCAUGACAUGAUAGAGGAGAUAGUAAGGAAAGAUAUGGAAAUGAGAAUUAGAAAAGAAAUGGAGGAAAGUAUCAGAAAAGAAUUGGAAGUAAAAAUGCAAAAUGAUACAAAGGAGGAGCGACGAAAACAGGAGGAAUCGGAAAGAAGGAAGAUGUUAGAUAGUGAAAGAGAAAUGGAAGCAAGAAACCGAAAGGAAAUAGAAGAAAGAAGAAGAAAAAGGGAAGAAAGCGAGAAAGCAUUGAAAUUAAGGAGAGAGAAGCAAAAGGAGGAAGAAGAUGAGCUGAUGAAAAGCAUACAGAGACUUAAAGUUAGAGAGGAGGAAGUAAAUGCUGAACAAGAGACGGAAAGCACUGAUGAUGAUGAAGGCAAGGAAAUAGAGGAGAGGAUAAGACGAUUAAGGGAAGAAAAAGAAAGCUUGGAAAAGAGACAUAAAGAGAGAAGGGGGAAAGCAAAGGAUGAUAAAAAGGAGCAGAAAGAUGAAGAAGAUACGAGAAGAUUACUCAGCAAGCCCAAAAUACCACAGUUUGACGGAAACCAGUUUGAAGAAUGGAAAUUGGAAAUAACAAGUCUCAUUGAAACAAAGCUUUACAAGGAAUACAUAUUAGCCCAAGCCGUAAGAAAUUCGAUAACAGGAAAAGCAAGAAAAGUUCUACUGACUCUGAAACCAUCAGCUUCCACUAAGGCGAUACUGAAGAAAAUGGAGGACAUUUAUGGAAAUAUUAGAAGUGGAGAUUCCAUCAUACAUGAUUUUUACUCGGCAAAGCAGACCAGAGGAGAGCCGUGUUCAGAAUGGGGUGUUAGAAUAGAAACGCUAUUUUAUCAAGCACUGGAGAGAGGUGAAAUAGAAGAAUCUAGAAAGGAUUCAAAGUUAAAAGAGCGAUUUUGGAGAGGACUUUUAUCUGAGAAAAUAAAGAUAGCUACAAGAUCAGCAUAUGAAUCAUCAGGAUCAUUUGAUACCCUUCGAAAGAAAGCAAGGAUUGAAGAAUUAGAAAUAGAAAGCGAAACUUUACCAUCAGAACAUGGAGUGAAAGAUUCAGAUAUCAAGUCAGUGAUUCGAAAUAUUCCAGAACAAGUGAAUACACACCAACCAAUACGUAGAGCAGAAGAAACGAACGCAAAGAUGGAUGAACUAUUGAAAAAGAUGAUGGAAUUAGAGAAAGAAAUCAGAGACAUAAAAAGUAACCAGAGUGGAAAUACAGAGAGUAAAAGAGGAACAGGCGGAUACAGACUACGACCAUAUGGAAGGCCUUAUAGAUGGAGACGGUAUGAAGUUGAUAGAAGUGUUGAUGAUAAUCCGAAGAAGUCGGAGGAAAAGAAGAAGGAAACCCCACCAAAAGAGCACUCAUCAGAGAAGUCAAAAGACAAUUUAAACUAG
Messenger RNA from Mercenaria mercenaria, 1467 nucleotides. RefSeq names its product trichohyalin-like. NCBI's taxonomy places the organism in Eukaryota, Metazoa, Mollusca, Bivalvia, Venerida, Veneridae. The record is from RefSeq and is a predicted model, not a curated record. The coding region runs from base 1 to 1467 and encodes 488 amino acids. The transcript has a single exon.